AUGGCGCAGGCGGCGUGGCCGUGGGCGUGGCCGUGGCUUGCCUUGCUGUUUGUCUGUGGCGGCUCUGCAAAGCCCGCGCUUGACGCGCUUGACUGCGAGGCUCUGCAAAGAAAUGUCGAAUUGGAUUUACACGGGCACGACGGGAAUUGGAGAAAAGCGAUUGCUGCUGUGGCCAAUGGGGCCAGCUCAGGCUGUGGAAGGUCCUUCUUCUAUUUGGGUGCGCUUCUGGCACUUGGUGAGCCCGAAGUUGCGCAAUUCGCACGCUUCAGAGUAUCUCGCGAUGGUAGCAUCGAGUUUCAGUGGGCUUCGCUUCCCGAGUCUCAAACGGAGAGCCUGGAUCGGCCGCUGCUUGCAUAUUACAUCGGAGCCGAGAAAAAAGAUGCAUUCUCGACACUGGCCCUCUCAAACUACAUGCUGAAGGGCCUGAUGCUGGGCGCCACCAGGUGGUGGCAAGGUUCCGCAAAUCAGAUUGGUGUGCCAGCGAUCAGCCGGAUCCCACACGGGCAUGGGUCAGGAAACUCAUUGUGUCCAGUUGUCUUGCGAGCGCUGGAGGUUGUGGCCGAGACGGCCGCCUCAAAUGAAGACAAAGGAUCCGAUGUCAGCGUCUUGCAAUUCUACAUUCGGAAUGCUACAGAAGGCCGUCGGGCCAAAAAAGAGCUGCAAGACUGGAUGCUGGCGCGAUCGCGUGAUGGAUGGGGGCCGGCGAAGUAUGUGCAGUCGGCCCUGUUCUUGCAUGGAGAUGAAGAUCUCGGUGUGCCUCGAAAUACCUCGCAUGCUGCUAUGCUGCUAGAUUCUGUUGCUCAGGAUGGAAGUGCAGAAGCAUCCUGGGCGGCACUGCUACUGCAUGCCCGACAAAGCAACGCGAGUGGCAUUCUGCAUUAUGCCGAGCAAGUUCGUGACUCUGACGCCCCACAGCUUCAGAAAGUCAUGGCACAGCAUUACUUACACCUCUAUGGCUCCAGGAAUGCCAGCCUUGCUGGGGUUUACUUGCUUGCCGCAGCCGAUCUUGGAGAUCCUAAUGCGCAGCAAAUGGUUGCACACGCCUACGCUGGGCUGAAUGUGCCAGAGCUGUCCAACAUCAAGAUUCCAGGUGCUCCCAACGAAGCUCGGGCAUUGCAGUAUUACGGGCUUGCUGCACGGCAAGGACGGCCAGUGUCAGCCAUCAACGCAGUUUCGCUGAUGUUGCGCAGGAGUCGUGACACGAGCCAGAGCUGCAGGACUGCGGCAGCAACUCUGCAGAGCGUAGCAUUGUCUUUCCAUCCU
Messenger RNA from Symbiodinium necroappetens, 1263 nucleotides. NCBI's taxonomy places the organism in Eukaryota, Dinophyceae, Suessiales, Symbiodiniaceae. The record is from the annotation of a GenBank genome assembly.